GUUCAGCUCGUGCUGGGGUCUGAAAAAAUUUUUCCUUUCCUACAUAUAUCGGCCGCUGAAUGAGGCAAUAGUUGGGGAGCAAUUACUAACAGAAAAAAACCCCAAAAAAAUGUUACUAAUUUCCAGGACCCUCUGGCGAAGUCAUCAGCGCCUCCAACUGCAGCAGCAACUCGUGCACAGCGCAUCCAGUGGCGGCUUAUUGGCGGAAAAGCACAUUCGGCAUCGGAGCACCCCGGAAUCGUUGGUCUCAGCGCAAGAACCGGCUGAUUGCGGUCACAUCAUGAGUGGCAGAUAUCGCGGCGGUGGCGGCGGCGGCGGAAGAUUCGGAGGACGCGGUGGCGGCGGCGGCGGCUACGGAGGAGAUGGCGGUGGCUACAACGACUUCGACAACUACCGCGGUGGCGGCGGCGGAGGACCAGGCUUCAAUGACAACUUCGGGCCCGGUCCCGGUCCAAAUCCCUUCAACAUGGGUGGUCCCAACAUUUCCGGCAACGAUUUGAUGCAGCUGAUGAGUGCCAUGGCCAGCAACUUCAACAUGAACUCGCAGCCCCCGCAGCCGAUGCGCCAGAGUUGCGGCGAGUUGCGCAAUCACCACUGCGGAUUAUUUGUCGAACUCUCCGGCAGGCUGAUCAAGAAGCGUGUGAAUCGCUUCGCGGAGCUGCGCGAUCGCAACGGCGGAGCCUGCCAGCUGGUGGUUCUGGAGGACAAGCAUCCGCGGGUGGCGCGUCGCAUGAACAACAUGCCCGAGAACACCACCCUGACCAUUGUGGGUCUGGUGAUGCGUCGGCCCCACAAUUCGUGCAACCAAACGAUGCCGACGGGCGAGAUCGAAGUGGAGGUGCAGGACAUCCUCAACAUUCACUUCCCGACCAGCGGAACCAAGCGAGCUGGCGACAAGCGCACAUACAGCACCAUGGUGCAGCAGCAGAGCAAUCUUGGGAUAACCAGCACAGAGUACAAGAUAGCCAAGAACGAGAAUAUAUUAAAGUACUUUGAGAACCGCGAUCUCACCUGCAACGAUUUGAGACGCGAUGAUGUGGGCAAGACGGUGACCCUGGUGGGUUGGAUUCCCUCUACCAAGAACAACAAAUUUCUGCAGCUCAAGGAUGGCUAUGGCCAGACGCAACUCAUGAUCGAGGAUCAGUCGCUAAGCGACACAUUCCUGUCGACACCAGAGCAGACUGUUAUUCAGAUAGUGGGCAAGGUCUUAAGUCGACCCAAAGCCAAUGUUAAUUUGAAAUACGAUACUGGUGAGGUGGAGGUCAGUGUGUCGAGCGUAAAGAUCCUGAACCCAGACGAUCCCUACGACGGACCCAUCAAGGCCAAAGAGAAGCAGCAGAAGCUCUCCAUCGAUGAUCUGGAGGCUGAAGAGGCUGCCGCCGAAGCCUCGGCCAGUUUGAGCAGCAACAAUGGAGAGUCCAAGGAAGAUGGAGCGGACGCAGCUCCCACUGCUAACAGCUCCGUAAUUGUCGAGCAGCGAGUCAAGGUGGCGGACACCAACAAGUUUGCCGAUCGCACACACAACUGCGGUGAACUGAGCUCCAAUGAAAUCAACGAAAAAGUAGUCAUUUGCGGCUGGCUAGAGUUCCAGCGGAUGAACAAGUUCUUCAUACUACGAGAUGCCUACGGACAGACUCAGGUACUCUUGCUGCCCACAACAGAAGGUCUGGAGGAAUAUGUAGAGACGGGCGUGCCCAUUGAAUCGAUUGUGCGUGUGGAGGGUACAGUAAUACCUCGUCCAGCGGCCACCAUUAACCCCAAAAUGCAAACCGGGCAUGUUGAGGUGGAAGCAGAUAGGGUGGUUGUGCUAAACCCGGCAAAGAAAAAUCUCCCAUUCGAGAUUCGGAAGUUCAAUCGAGCUGGCGAACGCUUGCGCCUCACUCAUCGGUAUCUGGAUCUGCGUUUCAAUGAUAUGCAGCAUAAUCUUCGCCUCCGUUCGGCUGUCAUAAUGAAAAUGCGCGAGUAUCUAAUAAACUAUUUGGGUUUCGUCGAGGUAGAGACACCGACCCUCUUCCGAAGGACACCCGGCGGUGCCCAGGAGUUCGUCGUGCCCACUCGAAAGGCGGGACACUUCUAUUCGCUCGUCCAGAGUCCGCAGCAAUUCAAGCAGAUGCUGAUGUCCGGAGGAAUAGACAGAUACUUCCAGGUGGCUCGUUGCUACAGGGAUGAAUCGACGCGUCCAGAUCGUCAGCCGGAGUUCACCCAACUGGAUAUAGAACUUUCCUUCACCAGCCGGGAUGACAUCAUGCAACUGAUCGAGGAGACCCUCAGAUAUUCGUGGCCCAAAGAUUUUCCCCGGUUGCAAACACCAUUCCGUCGUAUUACCUACGAAGAGGCACUCGAAAAGUACGGCAUUGACAAACCGGACACUCGGUUUGGCUUCCUGUUGAACAAUGUCUCGGACAUCAUUGAAAAGAGCGGCGAUUUCAAGGAAAAGUUUGAGGAUCUCGGCGCAUAUGCCAUUGUGGUGCGGGCCAGUGAAGCCUUUUGGAAUGGAGCUGCCCGGAAGCAUUACGAAAGUCUGGGCAAGGAGUUCAAGGGCACGUUGUUCGUGCGUAAAUUCGGUCCAACAAAGGAUGUGCAGGACAAGCUGGGCAAGCUGCUGGGCGAGGAGGUGGCCACCGAGAUCGCCGAGAAGUUUGAUCUCGAGGAGAACGAUCUGCUCUUCCUGGGCAUUGGACCGAAAGAGGAAACUCGCGCCAUGUUGGGUCGCAUCCGACUGGACUACCACGAGUUUUUGGUGGAGAACGCCAAGGUGAAGAAGCCGAAUGAUUUCCGCUUCCUUUGGGUGAUCGACUUUCCGUUGUUCGAGCGAAAUCGUGAGACCAACCAGUUGGAGAGUGUUCACCAUCCGUUUACCCUGCCACACAGUGAUGAUCUGGAUAACUUUGCCACGAGCUGCGAGAACAUGGAGAAUAUACGCUCUCAGGCCUACGAUUUGGUACUAAACGGUCAGGAAGUCGGAGGCGGUUCCAUCCGCAUUCACGAUCGUGACAUGCAGCACUUUAUACUGGAACAGAUCCUGAAGAUCCCACAUGAUCACCUGUCGCACUUAUUGAGCGCAUUGGAGUCUGGCUGCCCGCCACAUGGUGGCAUUGCACUGGGUUUGGAUCGCCUGAUUGCCAUCUUAUGCCGCGCGCGGUCAAUUCGCGAUGUGAUUGCAUUCCCCAAGUCACUUAACGGGCGUGAUCCACUCUCGAACGCCCCAGUUCCCAUUUCCGAGGAGGAGAUGAAGCUCUAUCACCUUUCUGUGGUCGAAGAGGAGGAGGCCAGCACAAAUAACACGACACACGAACAGGAGGACGACGAUCCCGACCAGGAGCGUGCUCCUCCAUCGCCCAUGUCGGCGACUAGCGACGCGGAGCAGCCGGAAAUGGAUGUGGAUAUCAAGGCGGAGCCUGAGGAUGUCACCGAAAAGGAAGAGGAGAAACCCGAACCAGUAAAAGAGCCAGUCAAACCGCCAACCAAAGCGGCCGUCAAAGCAGCGCCCGCCGCCGAAGUACCGCCACCAGCAGUCAAGACCGAGUCACCACCGGUGGCUGCUACGCCGACCAGAGCUAAACGGGUCGUCAAAAAGAAGGUCUAGGGCGGGGGCACAUUAACAUUACGGAUAACGGAUUAGCAUUUUACUUGUAAGCUCAGUAGUCAGGACGCAGGAUGGCAGCUGGCGGACGAAUUAGUCAGCCACAUAGCAAACACAGCGGUCGGGUCGGAUUAAUUGAAUGGCGAAGGACCUUUUUACACACAGAUGUAUACCAAAAAAGGUCAUUGUAUGUACCCACCCCAGAUUUUCUCAACGGAUUUCAAUACCAGAACCUAGAGCCUAGGACAAACAAACUAUACACUCACAUCGCGACCCGGCUGUCCACAUUCUACAAGUCCAUUUCUAAUUAUUAUGGCAAAAAAAAUUUAUUACAAUUUACAAAAUAUACAAAACAGCUAUUGUAUUCGGAAUUGUUUAAUUAUAUGAUGCUUGAAUUACA
Molecule: messenger RNA, 3983 nt
Organism: Drosophila takahashii
Lineage: Eukaryota; Metazoa; Arthropoda; Insecta; Diptera; Drosophilidae
Gene: AspRS-m
Product: aspartyl-tRNA synthetase, mitochondrial
Biological process (GO): aspartyl-tRNA aminoacylation
Cellular component (GO): cytoplasm
Molecular function (GO): nucleic acid binding; aspartate-tRNA ligase activity; ATP binding
Source: RefSeq, a predicted model, not a curated record